AGCUACUGGACCGUCUCUCUCUCUCUCCAAUUCUCAGCCGUCCAACGGUUACUUUUCUCUUCUUCUUCUUCUUCCGCCUCAACAGAUUCUCAUCUUUCCGAUCUCUCCCACUUUUUCUUCAUUGCUUUCCCAAGCCAAGAAUCUCUUCCACCUGUUUCUUUCUCUCUCCAACACUUUCUCUCUCUCUACAACUCUUCCUUUCUCCCCCGAGAGAUUCCUUCUUUCUUUCUCAGCUUAACUUUUAAUGAUGCCAUUUUUCUUCCUCUCCCUCUGUUCUAUUCCCUUUACCUCCAAACCCUUUCCUCUUCUUCUCUCUCCCUGUCAUUUUCAAUUCGCUUCUCCUUUUCUCCCUUCUCGAAUUUCUGGCAACACUAUACGUACAUUUCGAUCCCCAUGUCUUCUUCGGGUGUCAAUCAUAUCUCUCAGCCUUGUAUACACGGUCACUUUGUUUCUUCACACGCAGAGAGGAAGUCUCGGUUCAUGAAAUGGUUGAGUAAACUAUUUAAGAGUGGGUCAGGUCGUGGAGAAACGAGUGGACGACAUCCACAGUUUCUGGGAGAGGAAAAUAUGGUUUUGCGCGCUCCGGCUAGAUCAUUGGAUGAUCGCUCUAGAGCAGGGAAAGAGAAGGAGGAAUUAGACCGUUCAAUUGCACUUUCUCUGGCAGAAGAUUUGAACAGACCAAAUGGAUACAGAUGGAAAACAGAUAAUGAUGAAGAAAUUUCAAGGGCACUUCAGGAAAGCCUCGAUUUAUCUUCUUAUCCUCCUUAUGCCCCUCCAGCAUAUUAUCCCGGAUGUUAUAGAGUAUGUGGUGGCUGCAACCGUGACAUUGGCUAUGGUAAUUAUUUGGGAUGCAUGGGAACUUUUUUCCAUCCAGAGUGCUUUUGUUGUCGAUCUUGUGGUUUCCCGAUCACUGAGCAUGAGUUUUCUUUGUCCGGGAGGGAUGCAUACCACAAGUCUUGCUUCAAGGAGUUGAACCAUCCCAGAUGUGAAGUUUGCCACCAAUUUAUCCCAACAAACGAGGCUGGUUUAAUUGAGUAUAGGUGCCACCCGUUUUGGUCCCAGAAAUAUUGUCCUUCUCACGAGCACGAUAAUACUGCCCGUUGCUGUAGUUGUGAACGUUUGGAGUCUUGGAAUGCAAGAUACAUUUCUUUGGGCGAUGGACGGAGUUUAUGUUUAGAGUGCAUGGAAUCUGCUAUCAUGGAUACUGGUGACUGUCAACCACUUUACCAUGCCAUUAGAGAUUACUAUGAAGGAAUGAACAUGAAACUUGAUCAGCAAAUUCCCAUGCUUCUAGUUGAAAGACAAGCCCUGAAUGAAGCUAUUGUAGGGGAGAAAAACGGAUUCCAUCACAUGCCUGAAACAAGGGGUUUAUGCCUGUCUGAAGAACAGACUGUUAGCAGUAUACUUAAAAGGCCAAGAAUUGGGGGUCGCCGACUAGUAGGAAUGAGAACACAACCUCAGAAGCUGACUCGAAAAUGUGAAGUUACUGCCAUUCUUGUUUUGUAUGGCCUUCCAAGAUUACUAACAGGUGCAAUUCUUGCUCAUGAAUUGAUGCAUGGCUGGUUACGCCUUAAAGGCUACCGCAACCUGAAUCCUGAGGUAGAGGAAGGAAUCUGCCAAAUGCUUUCAUACAUGUGGCUCGAAUCAGAGGUAAUGCCCGGACUCAAAAGUAUGCCAUCCACAUCAGCAGCUUCGUCGUCGUCGUCGUCGUCAUCAUCAUCCAAGAAAGGUGGAAAGUCGGGUGUUGAAAAUAAGCUGGGUGAGUUUUUUUUGCAUCAAAUUGCCCAUGAUGCUUCACCUGCAUAUGGGGUAGGAUUCAGGACUGCCAAUGCAGCUGUCAAUAAAUAUGGUUUACGCUGCACUCUGGACCAUAUUCGCCUGACCGGAAGUUUUCCUCUCUAGGUUUUAUUACAGUUUGUAUGGCUUCUUCUUCCUUAUAGAUUUCUUGGCUUUGCAUCUGUGGGUGAUUAUUGAAUAGCUUCUCAAAAGGAUUGAGUUGAUCAUAGAAGUUUGGAUUAGCUCUCCCUAGGUUUUUUUUGGGGACCUUUUGAGAAUACAUGUGUAAAAACGACUCGAAACUUGAUAAUAAUAAGCUUCUGCUGUCUACUU
Messenger RNA from Cornus florida, 2109 nucleotides. RefSeq names its product protein DA1-related 2-like. Gene Ontology annotation, molecular function: ubiquitin binding. Bases 394 to 1902 code for a protein of 502 amino acids. The transcript is spliced from 12 exons. The record is from RefSeq and is a predicted model, not a curated record. NCBI's taxonomy places the organism in Eukaryota, Viridiplantae, Streptophyta, Magnoliopsida, Cornales, Cornaceae.